AUGGGGCCUGCUGAGGAGCUGGUCCGGAUUGCCAAGAAAUUGGAUAAGAUGGUGGCCAGGAAGAGCACGGAGGGGGCUCUGGAUCUGCUCAAGUCCCUCACAGGCUACACCAUGACCAUCCAGCUGCUCCAGACCACGCGGAUCGGGGUGGCCGUCAACUCGGUGCGGAAACACUGCUCGGACGAAGAGGUGGUGGCCUCGGCCAAAAUCCUCAUCAAGAACUGGAAGCGGCUGCUGGAGCCCUCCACCACCCCGAAGAAGGAGAAGGACACGGAUGGGGAGAAGGAGAAGGACACGGAUGGGGAGAAGGAGAAGAAAGAGAAGGGGCUGGAUUUUCCCAGCUGCCCCAACGAAGGGGCGAAGCACCCCAAGAGCUCAGCUGAGAAGCACAGGGAGAAGCACAAGGAGAGAGAGUCCAGUGAUGGCCGGAGCCCCACUGCGUCCUCGAAGAAGUCACCUCUGGAUGGCAAGAAAGAGAGGAGAGACUCUGCUGACUCAAGGUCCUCCACCACCUCGGCCGUCUCCUCUUCCUCCCCGCAGAAGAGACCGUCAGGGGAGAGGAGAUCCUCUGUGGGCACCAGCCCCUCGCCAGCUCCCACCGGCUCUCGGAGAAACUCCAGCGACAGCAAGGAGGAAAGCCCCUGCCUCCUGGCCCCCUGCUAUCUCACGGGGGACUCAGUGCGGGACAAGUGCAUCGAGAUGCUGACGGCCGCCCUCCGCAUGGAUGAUGACUACAAGGAGUUUGGUGUCAACUGUGAGAAGAUGGCAUCGGAGAUCGAAGACCAUAUCUUCCAGGAGCUGAAGAGCACGGACAUGAAGUAUCGCAACCGGGUGCGGAGCAGGAUCAGCAACCUGAAGGACCCCAAGAACCCCAGCCUGCGGAGGAACGUGCUGUGCGGGGCCAUCGUGCCCAGCCUCAUCGCCCGCAUGACCGCCGAGGAGAUGGCCAGCGAUGAGCUGAAGGAGCUGAGGAACGCCAUGACCCAGGAGGCCAUCCGGGAGCACCAGAUGGCCAAGACGGGUGGCACCGUCACCGACCUCUUCCAGUGCGGCAAGUGCAAGAAGAAGAACUGCACGUACAACCAGGUGCAGACGCGCAGCGCCGACGAGCCCAUGACGACAUUUGUGCUGUGCAACGAAUGCGGAAACCGCUGGAAGGUCUGUGCCCAGCCAGGGGGGCUCCGGGCACCCCAACCCUUCCCCAGCCCGGGGGGAUAG
Molecule: messenger RNA, 1218 nt
Organism: Haliaeetus leucocephalus (bald eagle)
Lineage: Eukaryota; Metazoa; Chordata; Aves; Accipitriformes; Accipitridae
Gene: TCEA3
Product: transcription elongation factor A (SII), 3
Exons: 12
Coding region: 1-1218 (405 amino acids)
Biological process (GO): transcription elongation by RNA polymerase II; DNA-templated transcription
Cellular component (GO): nucleus
Molecular function (GO): zinc ion binding; nucleic acid binding
Source: RefSeq, a predicted model, not a curated record